Molecule: messenger RNA, 2307 nt
Organism: Thelazia callipaeda (thelaziosis nematode)
Lineage: Eukaryota; Metazoa; Nematoda; Chromadorea; Rhabditida; Thelaziidae
Source: the annotation of a GenBank genome assembly
AUGUUGCCCAGUAACACUAUACCUAAUAUUACUAAUAAUUUUAAUGUUAACGGUAAUAUUGUGGAUAUGGCUCUAAUACAUACGUGGGAAGACCGUAGAAUAUCGAUAACGCUUCAGUAUGGCUCCAUGAAGGAGCUAGUAGUGCUGGAACGUUCAGAUAAUCCACAGCAGUUUGAAUCACUUUGUGAACGAGCGAGACAGCUAGCGGAGAAGCAGUGUGGUGGCAAAUUAGCAGGUAGCUGCGAAUUACAUUUAUUCAGGCACGAUUAUAAUUCCCAAAAUAUCCUCCAGCACUUGACAUCCGUUUCAGAAUUGGAUAAUGGUUGUAUUGUGGAAAUUAUACUGAUUGACCGUAAUGAAAGACCUACUCGACCUCACGUGCUUGCUGUUACAUCAUAUAUGACGCCAACUUUUUGUGAUUAUUGUGGAGAAAUACUGGUUGGCUUAAUCAAGCAAGGACUUCAGUGUACUAAAUGCCGAUGCAAUUUUCACAAAAAAUGCGCAUUUGCGCCAAGAAAUAAUUGUGCCAAAAAUAAUUUAACAAUGGUACUUCCAAAUUCAACAUGUACAGGAGAUCUUCGAUGCUUGCAAGAUGCUGCAUUCGCGUUGCCACACACGUUGGCUGUACAUAAUUAUAAAACUCUUACUGUUUGUAAAGUAUGUGACAAAAUGUUGAUUGGUUUAAUAAAACAAGGAUUGCGCUGUCGGGACUGCAAGGUUAAUGUGCAUAAAAAAUGUGCUUCUCUAUUGCCAAUGAAUUGUCAAAUAGCUGAUGGUGCAAUCACACCUUCGUUUGAUCAGUUGAGUGUUGAAGAUGAUUCAUCUUUAGUCUCAAUAACAUACGACGAAAGCACAGCUCAGGAAGAAAACGAUUCCAUGAUACCACUUGCACGUUUGCCAGGUCAAGCAUCAACAAGGACCACUAAUCGUCAACCAACAGUUGAAGGUUGGAUGAUUCAUUUUAUGCUGGAUCAACCGGAAAGACGAUUGAGACAUUACUGGAUCCUAUCAAGUGGUGCAAUAAACAUGUAUAACGAAUACAAUGAAGGAGUUAAUCCACAUCGCAUUUAUCGCACUAUACCGCUUGGUGAUAUAUUGGUUUUGACACCUUAUACUGGACCACCUGUGCAUUCGAGUUUUCCUGCACACUGCUUUGAAAUUCGUACCACCUCACAUAUGGUAUAUUGUGUAGGAGAAAAUUUGGAUGCGUAUGGUGCGCCACCCACAAAAGUACCGCGUCAUGCAAACGGGAAAAGUAAUUCAAAUGUGCAGAUGUGGUUUCAGGCUUUACAACAAGCAUUAAGACCGCCACCAUCGAAAAAUGAUUCUUCAAAUACGGAACCAGCAUUACGGCUUACAGAAUUGUAUCAGAUUUUGAGCGAUAAAACAUUGGGAUCCGGUCAGUUUGGAACUGUGUAUGCAGGAGUUCAUCGACAAAGUGGACGUGAAGUUGCCGUAAAAGUGAUUGCAAAAGACCGAUUCUCAAAGAAGUCAUCCGCUGGAGUGGAAACAUUGCGAAGUGAAGUAGCAAUUUUGCAAUCUAUAAGUCACUGUGGCAUUAUAAAAUUAGAAUCGAUGUUUGAAACAAAGGAUAAAAUUUUCGUGGUAAUGGAGAAAAUGAAUGGUGAUAUGUUGGAGAUGAUUUUGAGUCAAGCAUCAGGUCGCUUAGAUGAGCGAGUUACUAAAUUUCUGAUUAUGCAAAUUUUGUGCGCCCUACGAUAUUUGCAUUCGAAGGGUAUUGCGCAUUGCGAUCUCAAGCCAGAAAAUGUUUUAUUAUCUGAUCUCGUCAAUGCUUUUCCGCAAACAAAAUUAUGCGAUUUUGGCUAUGCUCGAUUUAUUGGUGAUGCACAGUUCAGGAAAACGAUUGUUGGUACUCCAGCCUAUUUAGCUCCAGAAGUCCUUCAAAAGCGAGGUUAUAAUAAGUCACUGGACAUGUGGUCUGUUGGUGUAAUCAUUUAUGUGACUCUUAGCGGUACAUUUCCAUUCAAUGAUGGUGAAGAAAUAGCUGAACAAAUCCAAAAUGCUGCUUUCAUGUUCCCAGCUGAACCAUGGCAAGAAAUCUCACGUGAAGCUGUAGAUCUGAUUCAAAGAUUACUUAAAGUAAAGAUCGAAGAACGUUUAUCUAUCGACGAAUGCAUGAAACAUGAGUGGUUAGUUGGAGUGCAAGUUUAUGCAGAUUUAAGACGAUUGGAAUUGCAAAUUGGAGGUCAGCGAUAUUUGACCAGUGAAGAGGAUGAUGCUCGUUAUGGACAGCUUCUCGCCUCCCAAAGUUUUAUUCCUCCAAGUAUUUCUUCUGGAUUGAUCUGA